This is a messenger RNA of Leptopilina heterotoma, 2261 nucleotides long. RefSeq names its product ATP-dependent RNA helicase DHX33 (gene ath). Gene Ontology annotation, biological process: positive regulation of transcription by RNA polymerase I. Gene Ontology annotation, molecular function: RNA binding; ATP binding. The coding region runs from base 138 to 2186 and encodes 682 amino acids. The transcript has 7 exons. Gene Ontology annotation, cellular component: nucleolus; intracellular anatomical structure. Lineage: Eukaryota; Metazoa; Arthropoda; Insecta; Hymenoptera; Figitidae. The record is from RefSeq and is a predicted model, not a curated record.
AGGUAGUACUUUGUAGCAUUUGUGUUGUAAAUGUUCCUUCACGUGUUCAGAUCGUUCAAAUCUUCAAAUAAAUGAGAAAUAAUAAUUACAUUUGUUGAAAGUGUUUUUAAAAAAGUGAAAUUCAUAUUAUUUUAAAUAUGGGAGUUUACGAUUUUGCGGAAUCAAAGUAUAAUGUAGGUAGUUCUAGUUUUUCGAAACUAGCACCAAAACGUCCAGCAAUAGUGACACUAAAUGAAAAAUCAAAUAAAGUUCAAAAAAUCGAGGAAAAUAAAAAUUACCACGUUGAAUUAUCAAAUGAAACGAAUAUUGAACUUCAGAAGGAGAGAAAAUCGUUGCCAGUUUAUAUUCAUAGAAAAGGGAUUCUUGAUUUAAUAAGAAAUCACAAUACUCUGAUAAUAAUAGGAGAAACGGGAAGUGGAAAAAGUACACAAAUUCCACAGCUAAUUUACACUGCUGGCAUAGCGGGACGUGGAGGUUGUAUUGGAGUUACUGAACCUAGGAGAGUAGCUGCUGUAACUCUCGCUCGUCGAGUCGCUCAAGAACAGGGUGAAGCUUACCCGGGUAAAAGAGUUGGCUACUGUGUUCGUUUCGAUGAAAAAGUUUCAUCAGACACAAGAAUUAAAUAUGUAACAGAUGGUAUGAUGGUACGAGAAGCAAUGACCGAUGAAGUUCUCUCCAAUUAUUCAGUAAUUAUAUUGGAUGAAGCUCACGAAAGAUCUGUACACACUGAUGUUCUUUUCGGCGUUACGAAAAGAGCCCAAAGUCUAAGAAAACUGAAAAACCAUCCCCCGCUGAAAUUAAUAAUUAUGUCUGCUACAAUGGAUGUGGAGAAAUUUGCCGAUUAUUUUCAAGCCAAAGUUGCUUAUAUCGAAGGUCGGCAACAUGAAGUCGAAAUUUUUCACGCCACAAAGCCUCAGGAUGAUUAUCUUUUUGCUGCUCUUUCGACAGUUUUUCAAAUUAAUCGUGAAUCUCCACCAAAUGAAGAUAUUCUUGUAUUUUUAACCGGUCAAGAGGAGAUAGAGAAUGCAGUUAUGCUUUGUCGAGGAGCAGCUAAAUUGGCGGAGGGAAAAGGAUUUCCUUCGGUAAAAGUAUUUCCUCUUUAUUCUGCAUUGCCAAAUCAUAUGCAAUUAGAGGCGUUUAGACCAUCUCCGCCAGGAAUGAGAAAAGUUGUUAUAUCGACGAAUAUUGCUGAAACUUCCGUUACAAUAGGAGGCAUUCGUCACAUAAUUGACACUGGUGUUGUUAAGACGAGAAUGUUUCAUCCAACGACUGGAUUUGACAGUUUAAAAGUCGAGAAAGUGUCCAAGGCUCAGGCUCAGCAGAGAACUGGUCGCGCUGGUCGAUUGUCGUCCGGUUGUUGUUACAGAACGUACACUAAAGUUGAAUACGAAUCUUUGGCAGAGAUGCCAAUUCCCGAAAUUCUAAGAUGCUCCCUUGUCGGUGUUGCUCUUCAGUUGUUAGCCAUCGGUAUUGACAUUACGACUUUUGACUUUAUGGACAAACCACCCAAAGAAGCAAUUGAAGUGGCAGUUGCCUGUUUAGAAAAACUUGGUGCUGUAAGAGGCUCUCCACCACAAUUAACAACCUUAGGACGAACGAUGUCACGUUUUCCGUUAGAUCCUCGUUUUACAAAAGUGAUUUUAGCCUCUGUUGAACAUCAAUGCUUGGAAGAAGCUCUUAUAGUCAUUGCAAUGCUAUCUGGAGAAUCUGUGUUUAAUGAACCUCCGAGUAAAAGAAGAGAAUCUGCCAUGGCUAGAACGAGGUUUAGUUCAGAGGAAGGAGAUCACAUUACAUUAUUGAGGGUCUACCGCCAUUAUGUCGAAACAAAGGAGAAGAAGGUCUUUUGUAAAGAAAAUUAUUUGCACCAUAGGAAUUUAGAGUAUGCGUGUAAUGUUCGAAAACAAUUGGUUGAAACUGCUGAAAGAGCUAACUUGGAAAAAUCGAGUUGUGGAACAAAUACUGAAAAUUUAAGAAAAGCUCUGCUUGAAGGGCUUUACGAUAAUGUGGCUGAACUUCAGAGGGAUCAAACGUAUAUGACGCUUGGUUCCAGGCAAACUGUUGCAAUACAUCCAUCGUCAGUGCUGCAUAAUUCGAAACAUCCCCUUGUAUUAUUUACAGAAAUCGUGUGCACUGGCAAAAACUUUAUGCGAGGCCUUUCUGUUAUUGAAACAGCAUGGUUAAGGUAAAAGAAAGUGUUAAUUAUUAUUAUAAGAAUUUAUUUGUAUUAAGAAACUGUAAAUAGAGAAUAUUUAUACACUUAA